This is a messenger RNA of Oryzias latipes (Japanese medaka), 1450 nucleotides long. It is a transcript of the gene ier3, whose product is annotated as immediate early response 3. Gene Ontology annotation, biological process: negative regulation of apoptotic process. The record is from RefSeq and is a predicted model, not a curated record. NCBI's taxonomy places the organism in Eukaryota, Metazoa, Chordata, Actinopteri, Beloniformes, Adrianichthyidae.
UUUUUUCUUUGAGAUUUAUUGAAAAGUUGAUGUUAUGCUAUAGUCCAAUUGUUUCUCACCGCUUGGUGUUUUAGGGUCAAGUAACUGAAGUCAACCUGAAGGAAGUUUCCAGAGCAGCUUACUAUUGUUUAUAUCUAGUAAACUGAGAUGAUUUGAGGGUUUGAUAUUAUUGGAAGCAGCAUGGAAAUGUGAAAUUAAGUCACUAAACUGUGGGAUUGUGUGUUGGAGGAGCUCUGCUGGAGUUCCCUGGUGCGCUCUGACCGCAGAGGAAGCGCCUCUGGCCGGCCGGUGACUCAUCCAGCUGCCCCGCAAGCAUGCAAAGCUGAAUGUAUUUGUCUUUCUUGAGCAAUAGUCGGGGUGUGGCUUACAGGGACGUCCCUAAAACAGUAUAAAAGCUGGAGUCUGACUCCACUUAAGGCAUUUCUGACUUACUGAUAACUAAGAGCAAACCCGAGAGAGAACUCCGAGAAAAUGUACUCUCGCUCCGACAGCAUGACCGUGACAUUACCGCAGGAAAGGUUCGCCUUCCGCAGCACGGAGCCGGAGGUCUUCACCUUCGAGCGCAUCGCGCCUCAAGCCACCGCCGUCAGCUCCGUCGUGCCGGUCCGGCCGAGGAAGCGCUGCAUUCGGGUCAUGUACCCCGCUAAAGUCCGCAUGCACCUUCCUCCACCCGAGAAGAGCCAGGCGAAGCGCUGGCUGGUCAUCCUGUGCCUGGUGGUGCUGUGGCAGAUCUACACCGAGGAGCCCUGCAUGGACGCGCCGCUCGCCAGCGCAGAGAGCUCCGUCAGCGACUACCAGAGCUUCCCCUUCCAGUCUGCGGGGGAUCCGACCGCUCAGCUCCCGGACUUACGCGCCUCCGCGCCGAGCAGCUGCGAGGAAACCGCGUCUCCCGAGCAGAUCCUCCCGAGCGCGGCGUGCCUGAAGCCGACGCAGGAGACGGACGCAUUCGAGCAGAGCGCAGGGAAGAGCUACGUGGUGGCCCUGCUGGUCUAUCACCGGCUGGGCAACGACAACUAAUGCUUCCACCAAGCGCCCAAAGACUGUUCCCCCAGGGAUCAAACGGAACCGAGCUGCAGUCGAGCCUGAGACGCUCCGGAGAGCAGCGGUGCGCCGUGCGCGGCGCGGCCGGGGAGGGAGCGCUAGGCGCCGGCAUCUCACCGCCUCAUCAGCGGAGGAGAAGUGACAGUCUGAGAAAAUGAGAUGAAUCAAAAGAAACUGUGAACACUAAAGACUGAAACUUGACAAACCUAAAACACUUGAGAGACUUGAAACGCACUUGUGGAACUUUUAUCUAACAAACUGUAUUAUUAUUAUUAAUAGAAAACUCUACAAAUGUCACGUAUGUAGGCAAUCAAGCCUGAACCGACACUGUUUUUUUUUCCAAUGCCUUGUUAUUUAUUUUAUUUGCUAUUUAUUGAACAAUUUCAGUAAUAAAACAAUCUCAAAAAAG